Adineta ricciae is the source of this 360-nucleotide messenger RNA. Lineage: Eukaryota; Metazoa; Rotifera; Eurotatoria; Adinetida; Adinetidae. The record is from the annotation of a GenBank genome assembly.
AUGUUGAUUGAACUUAUUACUAACAAUGUCGAGCAGGUAAAAAUAAUUCAUGGUGAAGAAGAUUUCGAUGAAAUGCAUCUGCAUCAAUUUGAGAACGAAGUGGCACAGUUAACUACACAGCUUAAAAGUCCAUGCGAGAUUCCAAUCGAUGGCAAUUAUUCGUCAUCUACCAAUGUUAUCUCCGCCAAUACCUCAGGUACAACUCAUCAACAAAUUGAUGAAUAUUCUCGCCGUCGUACCGAACAAAUCUCCGAAGAAGUUGCCGCAGCUAUCAAUCGAAUUGUUGCUGAAACUCAAAUUCAACAACAAACUCUCUUAGCUGCUAUCGAAGAAGAGUUACUGCGUAGCUUUGAGUACUGA